Messenger RNA from Dichotomopilus funicola, 975 nucleotides. RefSeq lists its product as uncharacterized. Gene Ontology annotation, biological process: peptidyl-proline hydroxylation to 4-hydroxy-L-proline. The record is from RefSeq and is a predicted model, not a curated record. Gene Ontology annotation, molecular function: iron ion binding; L-ascorbic acid binding; procollagen-proline 4-dioxygenase activity. NCBI's taxonomy places the organism in Eukaryota, Fungi, Ascomycota, Sordariomycetes, Sordariales, Chaetomiaceae. Bases 1 to 975 code for a protein of 324 amino acids. The transcript has a single exon. Gene Ontology annotation, cellular component: endoplasmic reticulum.
AUGGCUGGACAAGGCAUCGCCAAGUCAGUUGGCAUUUGGGCAGGAGGCCUUCUCUUGGGGUUGAGCUUCCCAUAUCUGCCCAAGAUCGCGGCCCCUGAUCUCGCAACCUUUAUUGGCGACUUUCCGAUCCCCGACUACCCGUUCGCCCUGCCAUUCCUCAGAAACAGCCCCAAUGCAACGACGUCCACCCCCGAGGAGGUACCUUUUGUAUGCGACACCACCCAUACAUACCGGACCGAGCUAGUGUCGCUAGACCCGCUCAUCAUCUAUAUCCAUGACCUCCUCACGCAAACAGAGAUCGAUGCGCUCCUAAAGACGGCCGAGCCAAAGUUUGUGAGGUCCCAAGUCAGCAAAUACGGCCGACAGCAGGCAACAUCAGACCGGACGUCAAGCUCUGCAGGCCUGCCGCGUACCGACCCAGCGGUGAUGUGCGUGCUCAACCGAACGCGCACGUUUAUGGGCACCAUGCUGCGCGACGGGUGGGAUGAGAUGGGUCCACCACAGCUGGUCCGUUAUGGUGAAGGGGAGAAGUUUAAUAUGCACCACGACUGGUACAACGUACCGCAGCAGUCAGGAGACGACAGGCUGCGCAAAUGGAACCGUGUCGCGAGUUUCUUUGCCAUCCUCGAGGAUGCCUGCACCGGCGGAGAGACGUACUUUCCGUUCGCGAAGCCCAUCACCCUGCCGAGCCCGAAUGGGGAGAGAAUGUGGGGGGGUGAUGUCAAGCCGGUGGUUACGGCGGGAGAAGGAUCAGAGGUAGAGGGUGCGGAGGUGGCGGCCGCUCAGCCGCUGUGGAGGGAACAUGAAGAUGGAGGACUGGCGUUCCGGCCGGUGGCGAGUAAUGCCAUCUUUUGGGUGAACCUGCAUCCCAAUGCGACGGGCGAUGUGCGAACGCACCACGCGGGGUUGCCGCUGAAGAGCGGGAGGAAAACGGCAAUGAACAUCUGGCCGAGGCAGUACUAUGCUUACGAGUAA